AGUACUUCACAUUCAGGGCCAUCUUUGGUCGUCAUCGCCGGUGUGGCAGAAAUAUUCUGCUGGUCGUUUGUAUGCUUAAAGACUAAUAAAUAAGACUUGACUUUAAACAUAGCCUUUGAAACGCCGGCGGUCUAUAAAAGGAGCCACGCAUUUUUUUUUCUUGUGGACUCACUGGCUUUAUUUUCCUUCGACAGCCUUCAUUUAUCCAGGCAGGAAAAAAAAGAGGGCGAGACGGGAGAGGCUCUGAUCCAACAUGGACGAGGAAUAUGAUGUGAUCGUUUUGGGCACCGGACUCACGGAAUGCAUUCUGUCAGGGAUCAUGUCUGUGAAUGGAAAAAAGGUUCUUCACAUGGACAGGAAUUCCUACUAUGGUGGAGAAAGUGCUUCCAUUACACCUCUGGAAGAGCUGUACAAGCGCUUUGAACUCCCAGGUGAGCCACCACAAUCAAUGGGCAGAGGAAGAGACUGGAACGUUGACCUCAUCCCCAAGUUUCUCAUGGCCAAUGGUCAGCUUGUGAAGAUGCUGCUCUACACAGAAGUGACACGAUAUCUGGACUUUAAAGUAGUGGAGGGAAGUUAUGUCUACAAAGGAGGAAAGAUCUUCAAAGUGCCAUCAACUGAGACGGAGGCAUUAGCCUCAAAUUUGAUGGGAAUGUUUGAAAAGCGACGGUUUCGGAAGUUUUUAGUCUUUGUUACCAACUUUGAUGAAAAUGACCCCAAGACCUGGGAAGGUGUGGACCCCAAAGUCACAACAAUGAGAGACGUUUAUAAGAAAUUCGACCUCGGCCAAGAUAUCAUUGACUUCACUGGCCAUGCUCUGGCCCUUUACAGGACAGAUGACUACCUUGAUGUUCCGUGUUUGGAGACGAUCAAUCGUAUCAAAUUGUAUAGUGAAUCUUUGGCACGGUAUGGAAAGAGUCCAUACCUCUACCCGUUGUACGGGCUGGGAGAGCUACCACAGGGAUUUGCCAGGUUGAGUGCCAUCUACGGCGGGACCUACAUGCUAAACAAACCAGUUGAUGAAAUUGUGGUGGAAGGUGGGCGUGUGGUUGGAGUCAAGUCUGAGGGCGAGGUGGCUCGUUGUAAGCAGCUCAUCUGUGACCCCAGUUAUAUCCAGGACCGCGUGCGUAAGGUGGGUCAGGUGAUCCGUGUGAUCUGCAUCCUAAACCACCCCAUCAAAAGCACGUCUGAUGCAAACUCAUGCCAGAUCAUUAUCCCUCAGAAGCAAGUUAACCGCCAGUCUGACAUCUACGUGUGCAUGAUCUCAUUCGCUCACAAUGUGGCAGCCCAGGGGAAAUACAUUGCCAUAGUCAGCACCACAGUGGAAACGGCUAACCCAGAGGCCGAGAUCGAGCCGGCCCUCGAGCUGCUGGAGCCCAUCGAGCAAAAGUUUGUGGCUAUUAGUGACCUUUAUGAGGCAACAGAUGACGGCACUGAGAGCCAGAUCUUUGCCUCAAGAUCCUAUGAUGCCACCACUCACUUCGAGACCACCUGCCACGACAUCAAGGACAUCUACAAACGUAUGACUGGGAGCGACUUUGACUUUGAGAACAUGAAACGCAAACAGAAUGACGUGUUUGGGGAGGAUCAGCAGCAACAGGAGUAGAUGGGCUUCGGAGAGAGGGCGGG
Messenger RNA from Thalassophryne amazonica, 1629 nucleotides. It is a transcript of the gene gdi1, whose product is annotated as GDP dissociation inhibitor 1. Gene Ontology annotation, molecular function: Rab GDP-dissociation inhibitor activity. NCBI's taxonomy places the organism in Eukaryota, Metazoa, Chordata, Actinopteri, Batrachoidiformes, Batrachoididae. The record is from RefSeq and is a predicted model, not a curated record. The coding region runs from base 254 to 1606 and encodes 450 amino acids. Gene Ontology annotation, biological process: small GTPase-mediated signal transduction; protein transport; vesicle-mediated transport. Gene Ontology annotation, cellular component: cytoplasm. The transcript has 11 exons.